GCCCGGCCCCGCCGCAGGCAGCCGAGUGUUGCUGCGCGCUGGGGUCUUGCUGCUCGCUGGUUCGCUGCCCUGCUCGGGAUGGCCGGCUACCUGCGGGUCUUACGCUCGCUUUGUAGAGCCUCGGGCUCCGGGCCGGCCUGGGUGCCGACGGCCCUGACCACCCCCAGCCUGCAAGAGCAGCCACGGCGCCACUAUGCAGACAAGAGGAUCAAGGUGGCGAAGCCAGUGGUGGAGAUGGAUGGCGACGAGAUGACUCGCAUCAUUUGGCAGUUCAUUAAGGAGAAGCUUAUCCUGCCUCACGUGGACGUCCAGCUCAAGUAUUUUGACCUCGGGCUUCCAAAUCGUGACCAGACUGAUGACCAGGUCACCAUUGACUCUGCGUUGGCCACCCAGAAAUAUAGUGUGGCUGUCAAGUGUGCCACCAUCACCCCUGAUGAGGCCCGUGUGGAAGAAUUCAAGCUGAAGAAGAUGUGGAAGAGUCCCAAUGGAACCAUCCGAAACAUCCUAGGGGGGACUGUCUUCCGAGAGCCCAUCAUCUGCAAAAACAUCCCCCGCCUUGUCCCUGGCUGGACCAAGCCCAUCACCAUUGGCAGGCAUGCUCAUGGUGACCAGUACAAGGCCACAGACUUCGUGGUAGACCGAGCUGGCACAUUCAAGAUGGUCUUCACUCCAAAGGAUGGCAGUGGUGCCAAGGAGUGGGAGGUGUACAACUUCCCUGCGGGCGGCGUAGGCAUGGGCAUGUAUAAUACCGAUGAGUCUAUCUCGGGUUUUGCGCACAGCUGCUUCCAGUACGCUAUCCAGAAGAAGUGGCCGUUGUACAUGAGCACCAAGAACACAAUUCUGAAGGCUUAUGAUGGGCGUUUCAAGGACAUCUUCCAGGAGAUCUUUGACAAGCACUAUAAGACUGACUUUGACAAGAAUAAGAUCUGGUAUGAGCACCGGCUCAUUGAUGACAUGGUGGCCCAGGUCCUCAAGUCUUCAGGUGGUUUUGUGUGGGCCUGCAAGAACUACGAUGGAGACGUGCAGUCGGACAUCCUGGCCCAGGGCUUUGGCUCCCUUGGCCUGAUGACAUCUGUGCUUGUUUGCCCGGAUGGGAAGACUAUCGAGGCUGAAGCUGCUCAUGGGACAGUUACCCGCCACUAUCGGGAGCACCAGAAGGGCCGGCCGACCAGUACCAACCCUAUUGCCAGCAUCUUUGCCUGGACGCGUGGCCUAGAGCACCGGGGAAAGUUGGAUGGGAACCAGGAUCUCAUCAGGUUUGCACAAACUCUGGAGAAGGUGUGCGUGGAGACUGUGGAGAGUGGAGCCAUGACCAAGGACCUGGCUGGCUGCAUCCAUGGCCUUAGCAAUGUGAAGCUGAAUGAACACUUCCUAAACACCACAGACUUCCUGGACACCAUCAAGACCAACCUGGACAGAGCUCUGGGCAAGCAGUAGGGGAGGUGCUGCCUGAUGGUGGUGGCGGACAGGCCGGAGCAGAGCCGGCAGCAGGUCCUCCUGACGCACGGUGGAGGGUGAGCCUCACAGCCCCUCUCUGGAGGCCUUUCUAGGGGACAUAUUUUUAUAAGCAAGAUGUUUUUAAAAGUAUGUGUGUGUUUCCCCUCAUGGUGACGUGAGGCAGGAACAGUGUGCUUUACCUCAGCCGCUCAGUAUGUUUUGCAUACUGUAAUUUAUAUUGCCCUCGGUACACAUGGUGCCAUAUUUAGUGACUAAAAAGCUCUUCACAAAACUGUCUGCUGUGUUUGUCCCUGAGGGGAAGGAGGCCGCUGGGGCCAGAGGCAGAGGCCCUCGUAGAGCUGGUGGGUUCCUCCAGGGGCAGGCCAGAGCAUCUCGGGCCAGCACAGGGGAGACAGGAGCUGCUUGAGGAGCUGCUUGAGAAGCUGCUGGGACUCUGUGGACACAGGCCUGUGGGUUUCCUAGAAUUCCCCAGGAUGAGCCAUUUUAUCUGGGUCUCCAUUUUGGGUUUCUAUCACUUCCUGAUAGAUUGUAUGUUAAUAAUAAUAAUGACUUUUGUUGUUAUUGUUUGAUGCUUUUAGCCUUCUAAACAUCUCCAGACCUUUGUUUACCCUUUUCUCUCUAUACUAAAAACAGGUCCUACCCAGUGCCUGCUUUGCAGGGCCUGUUUGUGUAUAAAGGGCACCUCCUGUAGACUAGACCAAGUGGUUCCCAGACUUGGGUUCAUUUUUACCACAUUUUGGCAAAACUAGAAAUGAAGGUGAUAAAAAGUUGCCCCAGGGCUGGGGAUGUGUCUUGGUGGUAGAGCACAUUGCCUGGCGUGUGUGAGGCCCUGGCUUCUAGCCCUAGAACUGCUAUCUUUGAUUUAAAGCAUUAUCCUCUGUGCAGUGAUUAUAUUUUUAUUCUUUGGUGUUAAAAUGUCCGGGGGAAGAGUUGAAUAAUCUUUACUUGAAAAAAUAAAUAUAGUCAGUCCUCUGUAUUCAGAGGUUCUGCA
Messenger RNA from Sciurus carolinensis (gray squirrel), 2449 nucleotides. It is a transcript of the gene Idh2, whose product is annotated as isocitrate dehydrogenase (NADP(+)) 2. The transcript is spliced from 11 exons. NCBI's taxonomy places the organism in Eukaryota, Metazoa, Chordata, Mammalia, Rodentia, Sciuridae. The record is from RefSeq and is a predicted model, not a curated record. The coding region runs from base 79 to 1437 and encodes 452 amino acids. Gene Ontology annotation, molecular function: NAD binding; magnesium ion binding; isocitrate dehydrogenase (NADP+) activity. Gene Ontology annotation, biological process: isocitrate metabolic process. Gene Ontology annotation, cellular component: mitochondrion.